This is a messenger RNA of Ictalurus punctatus (channel catfish), 914 nucleotides long. RefSeq names its product cerebral dopamine neurotrophic factor (gene cdnf). The coding region runs from base 87 to 632 and encodes 181 amino acids. The record is from RefSeq and is a predicted model, not a curated record. Gene Ontology annotation, cellular component: endoplasmic reticulum. The transcript has 4 exons. Gene Ontology annotation, biological process: dopaminergic neuron differentiation; neuron projection development. NCBI's taxonomy places the organism in Eukaryota, Metazoa, Chordata, Actinopteri, Siluriformes, Ictaluridae.
UUUAGAAAGCGCUUAUGGAGCAGGGUAAGACUGGGUACUGUAGUCCUGAGGAAAGUGCGUCAGUGCUGAAAUAAGCUCAAACAAAUAUGCAUUUGAACAGCACCACUGCUGCCAUAUCAGUAUGGCUUUUAUGCGCUGUUUUCGCAGUAACCGAGUCAGAGAAGUGUGAAGUGUGUGUGGGAUUUUUAGAGCGUCUCUACAGGUCCUUGGUGGCCACUCACAGGGAGCUGUCCUCAGCACUUGUAGAGGAGGAGCUUAUUAAAGCAUGUGCUGAAGCUACAGGGAAGGAGAACCGACUGUGCUAUUACCUCGGAGCCUCCAGUGACUCAGCGGCGAAAGUGACCGGCGAGGUGAGUCGGCCUCUCAGCGCCCAUGUCCCGGUGCAGAAGAUUUGCCAGCGACUCCAGCACAGAGACCAGCAGAUCUGUGAACUCCAAUAUGAGCAUCAGGUGCUGGACUGGAGUCGAGAGGCUCUGUCUAAGAUGCGGGUGCUGGAGCUGAAGCGAGUGUUGGCCUCGUGGGGAGAGGAAUGCCGUGGAUGCCUGGAAAAGACUGAUUUGAUCGAUCUUAUCCAGGAGGUGGCCCCCAAGCACAGACCAGCUCAGCCCGGGACACAUUCAUCUGAACUCUGAGGGCCUCCUGGUGCAGCUCCAUCCUGAGGACAUGAAUUGCAGAUCUGAGAGGUCCUCCUCCUGCAGCUCUGAGCUGAGGACACAGACUUAUACAUGUGGCUCUGUGAUGUCAGUGUUGGGAUUUAGUGGCGUGAUGGAUUCAUUCAGCUGUAGAGCUUAAACAAUAUCUGAAUCAGUUUCAUUAUACUGGAUCUGAGAAAGUGCUGACCGGUUUUGUGACCUGCAUUUUCUUUGUGAAUAAACAGAGGAAGCACUUGAGAGUAUUAUACAGUGCUAGCAGCA